AGGCCAACUCAACUCCCUCCCUACCCCUCGACCUACACAUUCUAAACAUUCUUGUCUCCCAGAGUGUGAAUAUCAGAUGCACUUCGUCCAACAAUGGGUGCGGUCGUAUUGGAAAAAGGAUGGGGGCGCUUGAUACCGACUUGCAUUCACAUUCAAUUUGAAGACAAGGUCCCAUGUUGAGUUGUCACCCUUCAGGGGAUGCCGGAGGCUUCCCACUCGUCACCAGCCAUCUACUAUCCACCGAAGCACGCCCUCUAACCGAAUGUCACACCGCUCUGGUGGCUGGAACUGGUGGGAUUUCGGCUUCCGCGCGCGUGGGUACUGGCAUAUUGUUUGAGAGAAUCUGGCACGAUUCUGUUACACAACUAUCAAUUCUCGCAACCACCGGAACGGUCAUGUAUUCCAUCUUCGUGGUGCAUGUAUUGCUCGUCUCUCUCUUGGGAUGCGCUGCCUUGUCGCUGCAGUCCCGUGAGAUCCCGAUCCAUGACACUAUGAGCCCAGACUUGAAAACCCUUCUCCAGCCAGCAGGAGUCUCUUUUGGUCAAGCGUCUUGGGAAGGAACCGCCCCAUGGUGCAAAGGAGAGUGCAGCGCUGGAGAUCUGCAGGUUGCGGUUCUAUCCGGGGAAAAUUCCAAUUGGAUUGCUACCCAGUCCAAUUUUGGAUCAACCUGCUUCAUUGGAGAUAAAGUGUUGUGCACCAGUCCAUAUAACAAAUGCACGACAUCUACUGCGAGCCUUCAGCUUCAGUGCGCAGACGCUGUUCACCCAGCUCGCUCUAACUCAUGGAUCCUGAGCGGGUGCCAACUGAUUAACCCAGGCCCACUAUGCUCUGCUCCGAGCUCUACAGUUAUGGUUCGCUUGCUCAAUCCUCCGAAACGGAGUGACAGCAACGGAAUGGGUCCCGGCACGUUCAGAGCAGAUGUGGAAGCGUCGUGUUGUACAUGACCCAGCCUUGUAGAUCGACACUGACUGGCGAGCAACAUAUGUACUUCUCUGCCUCUGCGCCCAGUGGUUCACAGGCAGCAUUUGUAAAAUGG
This is a messenger RNA of Dacryopinax primogenitus, 1036 nucleotides long. RefSeq lists its product as uncharacterized. The transcript is spliced from 7 exons. NCBI's taxonomy places the organism in Eukaryota, Fungi, Basidiomycota, Dacrymycetes, Dacrymycetales, Dacrymycetaceae. The record is from RefSeq and is a predicted model, not a curated record. Bases 396 to 944 code for a protein of 182 amino acids.